AUGUUUCACCAAAUGCUUUUGAAGCCAUUAUUGACUAUUAGUAAGAAUACAGGAACAUUAGAAGUAAUUGAUUAUUUACUGGCAGCAGAUGCAUUAUGGCUUAAUUAUCUGAUAGAACAUUUACAAAUUUAUUUGAUAGAGCAUAGAAAAGAUUGGAUCAAAGAUAAUUUCACUAUAAUUUUUCAACUAAUUCAUUCAAAUCCAACAACAUUCAAGAAACUACAAAAUUAUUCAUAUCAGGAAUUAUAUAAUAGUCCACAAUUAAUCUUUGAUUCGCCUAAAUUUGUCACGCUGGAUGAACGAUUAAUUUUGUUAUUGUUGAAUGAUGAUAAUUUGGUGAUUGAUCAACUUAAAUUAUGGAAAAAAUUAUUAGAAUGGGGAGUUCAUCAAAAUAAUAAUAUUAAUCAUGAUGCUGUUGGUGUAAUUAGUAAUAACGUUAAUGAUAAACUUAAAUUGGAUUUGUCAAAAGAUGAUUUCUUGGCAUUAAAAAAAAGAUUAGAGAAUUUGAUUCCAUUAAUUAAAUUUAACAAAAUAAAAUAUGAAGAUUUUCAGAAUAAUGUCAUGCCUUACAAAUUCUUAUUUCAAUUGGAGAUUUAUAAUGAUAUCGAAAACUAUUAUCAUCAUAUUUUAAAGAACGUUUCUUCCAUCAACAACUACGAAGAUGAUCUUUCUCUGAAUAGAAGUAAAUUAUUACAUCUUUCAAAAUUAAGUUUAUCAAAACGUAACAAAAAAUCUCUCUCUAUUACAACAAAUGGCACAAAUAUCAAACCAUCUUCUUCUAAUAGUACGUCAUCAUCUUCAAAUAAAUCACUUCCUAUUAUUAGAACUAAUCAAAAUAAUAAUCAAAAUAAUAAUCAAAAUAACAAUCAAAAUAAUGCCAAGACUUUUGCCACAUUAUUCAAUAAUUCUAUACAAAGAUUUACAAAAAGUGAUGAUGUAAAAUUAAAAUCUUCAAAAGCAAGAAUAUAUCAAUCCGCUAUAUCAAUUUCGCCGCCAAUUUCUGUUUCUUCCACAGUAAAUUUCCAUAACAUGAAGUUAAUAUCAACUUCAAAUACUCUUGAUCAAUCACAUCCAUUAUCACCUAGUAGUAUACCUCAUUCACCACAAUCACAGCAAUUAUCUUUUAAUGAUAGUAUUAGUAGACCUAAUCCACCACAAUUACCGCCAUUCUUUUCUAUUGAUAGUAUAACGUUAGCAAAAUAUGCAAUAAAUAAUCAUAUUUCUAAUGGCCCAUCGUUUGGUACAACUGAUAUAAUAAUCAAAAAUAAUUUGUGCAGAUGUUUAAUGGAAUGUUACACCUAUGGAGUUUUACCGGAUGAAUUGAUUAAGAAUAAACUUGAUUUUGAAAUUGAGGAAUAUGAAGUUUAUUUAAUAAAGAAUAAAAUCUAG
Molecule: messenger RNA, 1389 nt
Organism: Entrophospora sp. SA101
Lineage: Eukaryota; Fungi; Glomeromycota; Glomeromycetes; Entrophosporales; Entrophosporaceae
Source: the annotation of a GenBank genome assembly